CAAAACUCUAACUGCUUCUGCUUCAUCCAUCUCUCUCUUUAUAUGUUUCUAACUUUUCUCUUCUCUAUUCAUUUCUAGAUUCCAUAAUAAUACAUAUUCUUCCCAAUAAAAAUCUUAACCAUGGUGGCUAAGAAAGUUGAGAUGAAAGUGGACAUCAACUGUGGGAAAUGCAAAAAUGCAAUCAUGCAAGCUGUUGCAGAGAUAGAAGGUGUGAAUCAGGUUGUACUGGAUGAAGAGAAGAGCUUGCUUACGGUGGUUGGCACGAUGGAUCCAAUCUGCGUUGCAGAAAAGCUAUGGAAGAUCAAACAAAAACCAGUAGUAGUCAACAUUGGACCACCAAAACCUCCAGAGGCCAAAACAGAACCGAAGCCAGUGUGUUGUAAGCCUUGCCCUCCGUAUUGCCCUCCAACGUAUUGCCCUCCUCCGUAUUGCCCUCCAUACUACAACAACAACUGUGACAUGGUAACAGUUAGUACCUAUAGUAACGGAAGCGGCUGCACCAUUGUUUGAAUCCUCUUUCCAUCUCUUUAGCCUUCAUGUAAAAAUCCUUCAGUUUGUAGCCAAGACAGAACUUUAUGUUAUCAUGUUUCAUAUAUCUUUAUGAUGAAUCUUUGUUAUAUUGGCACCUAUC
This is a messenger RNA of Brassica napus (rape), 631 nucleotides long. Its product is annotated as heavy metal-associated isoprenylated plant protein 43-like. Lineage: Eukaryota; Viridiplantae; Streptophyta; Magnoliopsida; Brassicales; Brassicaceae. Gene Ontology annotation, molecular function: metal ion binding. The coding region runs from base 121 to 510 and encodes 129 amino acids. The transcript is spliced from 3 exons. The record is from RefSeq and is a predicted model, not a curated record.